UAUUGACAAAAUCGUCAGACGUUUUGUAAUCAAUUUUUGAAACGUAAAAAAUAUUUAUAAACAUGUUUUUUGAAGCUUGUUAGUUGACUAUGAAGCUGUUGAAGUUCCACCUGAGGUACCACCCCCCGGGGAUCAUUCUGGAGUACCUGCAGAAAGGGGUCGUCAAGAAUAAGGACAUUGACCUGUUAGAUCUUAACUGCAACUCAGACAUAAAAGAGAUAGCCAAACGCCUCUACAAGAAGGAGGUGCUGAUCACAGAAGAGGUCCGUGAGCAGUUGGAGCAGUGCCUGGAUACCCUCAAGAAGAGGAUCGAGCACGAGGGUCCGACUGGCAAGCGGUUCUACAUCUACAAGACCUUGCAGACCCAUGUCCUGCCGCUCACCAAUGUAGCUUUUGAUAAAACUGGCAAUAGAUGUUUGUCGGGAAGUUACGACAGGACAUGCAAGGUCUGGGAUGUGGACACCGGCAAGGAACUGAAGACCUUGGCUGGCCACCAGAACGUGGUGUACUCUGUUGCCUUUAACUUUCCCACCUGCGACCGCGUCAUCACCGGCUCGUUCGACAAGUCGGCUCGCGUAUGGGACCCAUCCACGGGAGAGUGCCUGGCCACUCUAUGGGGCCACCGCGGCGAGGUGGUGGCGGCCCAGUUCAGCGCCAAGGGGGACCUUGCAGCCACUGGCUCUAUGGACCAUACGGCCAAGCUGUAUGAUGUUAGAACAGGGGCUGAAAUUCACAACUACACUGGUCACACGGCGGAGGUGAUCGCGUUGCAGUUUGACCCCAACGAAGGCCAACGCCUCAUCACAGGCUCCUUCGAUGGCACCAUCUCAAUGUGGGACACCAGGGUCAAGGACCGUGUAUCAGUGCUCCAAGGCCACGAUGGUGAAAUCUCCAGCGUGCAAUUCAACUGGGACAGCUCGCUAGUGGGCUCCGCGUCCUUGGACGGCAGCGCCAAGCUGUGGGACGCUCGCAGCACCGCCUGUUUGGCCACUGUGGCGGGACACACGGACGAGGUCCUCGAUAUCUGCUUCGACUGGGCCGGGCAGAGGAUGGCGACGUCUUCCAGCGACUGCUCGGCGCGCAUCUACGACGUGCGCUCUGACUUCAAGGAGCUGGCCGUCAUGAAGGGCCAUAGGGAGGAGGUGUCCAAGGUGUGCUUCAGCCCGGCUGGAGGUUGCUUGCUGACGGCGUCUGCCGACCGCUCCGCCAGGGUCUGGAAUACCAACACGGGCAACUGUAUACAGGUUCUCUCUGGUCACCAAGGGGAAAUCUUCUCAUGCGCCUACUCUUACGCCGGAGAUGCCAUCAUCACAGCCUCCAAAGACAACACCUGCAGGAUCUGGAGAUGAUUCGACUGGUGGCUGUAGGCGCAGCCACUGGGACUUCUUACAAUUUUCUAUUUUAUUAUCCUUUGGAGAUCUGGUAACUGAGAAUUUUCCUGCAAUAAUGUAGCAACGAUUUAUAUGAGGAACGAAUAUACUUUAAACUUUAUUUGAGAAACACAUGAAAAAAAGGAAAAAUGUGUAAUGAAAUUAAAAAUAAUGCGGAAGAGGAUUAGUAACAAUUAAUCUUAAUUAAAAUAAUAACGUACAUAAUUUAAUUAGAUUCAAUUUACAAAAACAGUAUCACGAAGUAAUCAUUUCAAUCUUAUUUUUUGUAAGUCUGAAAACUUGAUAAACACUUUUCUUGCAUAGUUUUUUCACGUAGAUAGCUUACGUAGCUUUCUCAUACGAUACAUAAUUAGGUAUACUAGUAUAAUAUUUAGCUAGCUCUUUCCCUUAGUAUUGUUAGUCGAAGAAAACUUAUGUCGCGGUAGCUAAAUCCAUUUACUAAAAUGAAAGUUGAAAGGUAACACCGCGGAUCACACACCGCGUAAAAUUGGAACAGUCUUAUCUUUGAACUUUUGAAGUCUUAUCGAUCUUAGCUUUUAUAUUAUAUCAAUGUUUCGAAACUAAUGUAUACCGACUUAUCGCAUUAACAAACAACAAUUAUUUUACUUACUUACUGCAAAGAUAAGUAACUUUCUGAAUGAGUUCCCAGUAAACUUACUUAUUGGAAUCAUGAAUAAUGUACACCUAAAAUAAUUCAUUGUAUUUCCAGUUUAUUAAAAUACUACAAGUUAUGUAAUUAAAUUAUUUCUAAAGAAGCACUACGAUAUUUACUGUUGUUGAUCAAUAAUUGACAUUAUAAUAGAGUAUACUAAAAUGCACUUUUUACUGCUGCUCAAUGCAUUGUUUAGUGAUAAAGAGGGUAAUAAAUAAUUUUUUACGAUGA
Messenger RNA from Ostrinia nubilalis (European corn borer), 2274 nucleotides. RefSeq names its product dynein assembly factor with WD repeat domains 1. The record is from RefSeq and is a predicted model, not a curated record. NCBI's taxonomy places the organism in Eukaryota, Metazoa, Arthropoda, Insecta, Lepidoptera, Crambidae. The transcript is spliced from 9 exons. Gene Ontology annotation, molecular function: protein binding. Bases 90 to 1349 code for a protein of 419 amino acids.